CCUCUGUCUGAGUCCCAGGACGAGGUGGGUCUGAUGGCGUACCGGACUCGGUCCAAGCGUCCUCUACGGGACGUCCCGCUGGGCCGGCUGGAGGCGGAGCUCCGAGCUCCUGACAUCACACCUGAUAUGUACGACUCAAGCUCCGCCCACGAGGACAGGGACUGGACUGAUUGGCUGAGAGGCCUGAUGACCUCAGACAUGGAAAACGAAGAGGAGUGUGAUGAUGAAGAUGACCCAGAGUACAACUUCCUGGCCGAAAUCGAUGAACCAGAUGUGGAGGAUUACCGUGACGACAAGGCUGUCCGCAUCACCAAGAAGGAGGUCAACGAGCUGAUGGAGGAGCUGUUUGAGACGUUAAAGGAAGACCUGGCGGGACAGGAAGUGGACGAUGAAGGCCACGAGGAAGAGGAGGAGCCUCAGCCUGUUCAGACACACCCUCCUCAGGAGCAGCACCACACAGGGCCGGGUGAUGACGAGGCGGUGGACGAGCCAAUCACAGAGCUGCGUACGGUGAAGCAGCAGCUGGCGUUGCUCAGGAAGAGACGCCAGCUGGGCCUGCAGACACACACACUGUGUAACACACAC
This is a messenger RNA of Perca fluviatilis (European perch), 585 nucleotides long. Its product is annotated as GON-4-like protein. Gene Ontology annotation, biological process: regulation of DNA-templated transcription. NCBI's taxonomy places the organism in Eukaryota, Metazoa, Chordata, Actinopteri, Perciformes, Percidae. Gene Ontology annotation, molecular function: transcription coregulator activity. The record is from RefSeq and is a predicted model, not a curated record. Gene Ontology annotation, cellular component: nucleus.